AUGUCCUACUAUAUAUCUAUUCGUAAUUUGUUUUGUCUAUUAAUACAGCUUUCCAUCUUCGGCAACGUUGUUGCUAGCCCGUACCCCUACCAACGUGUGUCCCGUCACAGCGUCGACAAUCUCGAGGACUUCACACAAUGGGACCACAAGGAACUCUUUCCUCGCGCCGGAGAGUGGCUGCGAAUCAUGCCGCUCGGUGCUUCUAUCACUGAUGGCCAGCGCGGUGACGGCCAAACAUCCAAUGACGUAUCUCACAACGGGUACCGAAAGCCACUCAGGGACCAGCUCAGAUCGCGUGGCUACAAUGUCAAUAUGAUCGGAUGUGUAUCCUCUGGACAGAUGAGAGACAAGCAGCAUGAAGGCCACCGCGGCUUUCUUAUAACUGAAGUCGCGGCGAAGGUCUCCUGCGCUAUCGACCAGAAGCCUAAUCUUGUCUUGAUCAAUGCUGGCACGAACGAUGCCCUACGCGCCGAUCAAAACGGAGGUGCCUCCUUUGCACAAGGAGCCCAAGGUCGCAUGAAAGACAUGAUCGAUGACAUUCUCUCCCUGGUUCCCGACGUGACCGUCAUCCUAUCGACAUUGCUUCCAAACGGCAAUGCCGCUGCAAACAACUAUGCGGGCACCAUUAAUGCAGGAUUCCGUAGUCUCGUCACUUCGUAUCAAUCUGCGGGCAAAAAGGUUCAACUUGCCGACAUGAACACCGGUUUUAUUGUCCAAUCAGAUCUUCCAGACGGUACUCACCCAACUGACGCAGGGUACAAGAAAAUGGCUGCAGUCUGGGAUAAAGCUUUCGUGGCAGUGGUCAAUAAAGGUUGGAUCAAGAAUCCCAUCAAUACUGGAAAGCCCGAUGAUGUCUACGAUUGCAAUACCUCACCGGCCAGUUUCAGCGCGGCUACUCAGACCCAGCGCGGCAGUGGAGCGGACGAUGGCACCUACGCUCAUGCUUCACAAGGUAUGGGCGUCGUGACGUCCGACUCGUUGCACGAGAACAGUAAUUCCGCGACCAAGGGCCAAUGGGUCAAGAACUAUCACUUCGCACAGCUUGUCAACCCUGUUGAUCGCGGUCAGGAAACUGAUGAGCUCGUCCGCAUUCUUGAUACCCUGCAACCAGUUGCCGACACUGGUCUUCCAAAAUUUUCUUUCAAGCAGAACAACGGAGGAAGCUUUGCCUCUAGCUGGACGACCUUCGAUCCUAAGAUGGGUUGCAACAACCGUGGUGCGCACUGGGGAGAUAUCAACAAUGAUGGCUUGGAUGACUUCAUCUGCAUAAGUCCUGAGGGCAACAUGUACGUGUCUAUCAAUAAGGGUGGUAAUCCUCCAACGUUUGAAUACCUUGACAACGUCAAACCUGGGGAAGCGACCCAAGAGUUCGUGCGUCUUGGCGACAUCGAUGGUGACGGCCGGCUUGACUAUUGCGUCAUCAAAGGUACAGGCCUGUACUGCUGGCGCAAUGCGGGUGUCGCGGACAAACCGACCUGGGAGACAAUGGUCGGAGGCGUCGCAUUUGAUAUUGCAAACAUCGGAGAUGCAGCCAGCAUCCGUCUAGUGGACAUCAACGGUGACUUCAGAUCCGACAUUAUCUCGAUAACUGCCAUCGGCAAGACCAGAAUCUUCAUCAAUCAACGUGGCACGAAGGAAGAUGGUCCAGGACUGAAGCCUCAUUGGAUCGAAGCUUCUGCAGCGCACGGUGGAGGCUUUGCCGACAGAACCGUGGACUACUUCAAAUUUGGCAGAAUCUACGGAUCGGGUCGAGCUGACUACAUCGCUGUCAAGGAGACCAACGUAAAAGACGGUUCGACAUGGAAACACACAUACGAUUUCGAGAUCUACAAGAAUACUGGAAACGGUGGUAAGAAAGUCAAGGGAGUAAGUCAAUACCAUGCCCUACUGAUCAAUGACAUUGCUGACAGAGCACAGGAUGGUGUGUACUACUGCGACAUGUUCGGUAGAGGUCACGACGACUACCUCUGGGUCUACGAGGCUGGCAACGUCAAUCUCUUCGAGAACACCGGCAACCUCCCGAACUGGAAAGGGCACGACGAGAUUUUCAACGUCGGCCGCGACCGAAAGGGCAUUCACUUUGGGGAUUGGAACGGCGAUGGCCUCUGUGACAUUCUUUCCGUUGACAAGAAGUCCGGUGCAGUCGACUGGUGGGAGAAUACCUGGGAGGCUACCAAGGUAUCCCCUACGUUCGCCUACAGGGGUCAGGCCAUUGCAGGAAACUGCGCCCAAGGAUGGGGUGUCUCUCGGUACGACUUGGGCGUACGAUUCGCUGACAUCGACGGCGACGCACGCGUCGACUAUCUCUGUCUCGACACGGCCGGCACAACGAGUGCUAUCCUCAAUACCGAGAAGGGUUUCUCGAACGUCGGCCAGGUCAAAUACACCGUUGGCAAGGACCGUGCAGAGACCCGAUUCGCCGAUGUCAACAACGAUGGAAAAGCCGACUAUCUCACUGUGGACAAGAAAACUGGUCAGGUGUCUGUUUACGCUAAUCAGGGACAGAACAAACAGGCUAUGUCUGUUCAGGGUGUCGGAGACAGCUCCUUUACUUGGGUCGAACAGCAGGGCAUAUGGAUGGAUGGUGUUGAUCGUGGUGCGAACAUGUUCUUCGCUAGGAUGGUCAGUAUUGUCUGA
This is a messenger RNA of Didymosphaeria variabile, 2637 nucleotides long. RefSeq lists its product as uncharacterized. The transcript has 2 exons. Gene Ontology annotation, molecular function: phosphatidylcholine lysophospholipase A1 activity. NCBI's taxonomy places the organism in Eukaryota, Fungi, Ascomycota, Dothideomycetes, Pleosporales, Didymosphaeriaceae. The coding region runs from base 1 to 2637 and encodes 878 amino acids. The record is from RefSeq and is a predicted model, not a curated record.